GAGGAAGAAAUGACCGGGUGUAAACAUGGCGUCUGCCUUGGAGGAUGAUGAUAUCAGCACUGAUGAUUACUAUUCCCUUCUUAAUGUCAGGAGAGAGGCCACAAAUGAUGAGCUGAAGGCGGCGUACAGGCGACUGUGCAUGCUGUACCAUCCAGACAAACACCGGGAUCCAGAACUUAAGACACAAGCAGAGCAGCUUUUCAAUCUUGUGCACGAAGCUUAUGAAGUGCUGAGUGAUCCACAGGCUCGAGCCAUCUAUGAUAUCUAUGGCAAGCGAGGACUUGACGUUGAUGGAUGGGAGGUGGUGGAGAGGAAGAGAACCCCUGCUGAGAUCCGAGAGGAGUACGAGCGUCUCCAGGCCGAGCGAGAGGAGAGAAGGCUUCAGCAGAGGACCAACCCAAAGGGGACAAUCAGUGUGGGAAUUGAUGCCACGGACCUGUUUGACCGAUAUGACGAAGACUACGAGGAUGUGGCCGGAGGCGGAGUUCCACAUGUGGAAAUCAACAGGAUGCACAUAUCACAGUCCAUCGAGGCUCCUCUUACCACAAAAGACACGGCCAUUUUGUCUGGCUCCCUGUCAACACACAAUGGAAAUGGAGGUGGCACCAUUAACUUGGCCUUGAGAAGAGUCACCUCGGCGAAGGGGUGGGGCGAGAUAGAACUUGGAGCUGGAGACACUCACGGGCCUCUCUUCGGAAUGAAGAUAUUCCGCAACCUGACAUCACGAAGCUUCGUGACUGCUCAGUGUGGGCUGCAGUUUUCUUCCCGGGGCGUGCGUCCCGGCGUGACCACGGUCCUGGCUCGACACCUGGACAAGAACACUAUGGGCUACCUGCAGUGGCGCUGGGGGAUCCAGUCUUCCAUGAACACCAGCAUCGUGAGGGACACCAAGAGCAGCCACUUCACCUUCGCAGUGCAGCUUGGCAUUCCUCACACUUUUAUGAUGAUGAGCUACCAGUACAAGUUCCAGGACGACGAUCAGACAAAGAUCAAGGGCUCAGUAAAAUCAGGUUUCUUUGGGACUGUGGUAGAGUACGGUGCUGAGAGGAAGAUCAGUCGACACAGUGUCCUGGGGGCCACCGUCAGCGUGGGAGUGCCCCAAGGUGUCUCCCUGAAGAUCAAACUAAACAGAGCCAGCCAGACGUAUUUCUUCCCGAUACACCUGACGGACGAACUCCUGCCCAGUGCUGUAUUUUACGCCACAGUCGGACCACUGGUUUUCUACCUCGCCAUCCAGCAGCUUAUUAUCCGGCCGUACGUGCGGGCCCAGAAGGAACAAGACUUGGAGAAGCAGAGGGAGAGCUCGGCCUCUAAUAUAGCCCGGAAGAAACAGGAGGCAGAGUCUGCCGUCUUGCUCAUGCAGGAGUCUGUGCGCAGGAUUAUCGAAGCUGAGGAGUCCCGUAUGGGGCUCAUCAUCCUCAACGCCUGGUACGGCAAGUUCGUGACAGACAACAGCAGAAGGCACGAGAGGGCAAAGGUCAUCGACGUCACUGUGCCUCUGCAGUGUCUGGUGAAGGACUCGAAACUCAUCCUCACUGAGGCCACCAAGUCGGGGCUCCCUGGCUUUUACGACCCCUGCGUGGGGGAGGAGAAGAGCCUGAAGGUGCUGUAUCAGUUCCGUGGAGUCAUGCAUCAAGUCCUGUCAGGAGACGCCGAACCGCUCAGGAUACCAAAGCAAUCUCACAGGAUCGACGCAGACACAUAGAAGCUCAUCUGCUGACCGGUUUAAAAAGAAAAAGGGACUCGUCUCUCGACUGUUCGACAGAAGAUGGAUAAACUUCCAUUUUAGACUCGACAUGGAUUUCAGUCCUUGUUACUCA
This is a messenger RNA of Salarias fasciatus (jewelled blenny), 1820 nucleotides long. It is a transcript of the gene dnajc11a, whose product is annotated as DnaJ (Hsp40) homolog, subfamily C, member 11a. The record is from RefSeq and is a predicted model, not a curated record. Bases 26 to 1705 code for a protein of 559 amino acids. NCBI's taxonomy places the organism in Eukaryota, Metazoa, Chordata, Actinopteri, Blenniiformes, Blenniidae. Gene Ontology annotation, biological process: cristae formation. The transcript has 16 exons.